CCGGCGCCGGCGCCGGCGCGGACGCGGAGGCGGAGGUGGAGGCGGAGGCGUGCUGUCGGUGUUUGACCAUUUGCCGGUGCGUGUGAAGAAAAAGGAGUCUGGAGUCGCAGCUGCCGAAAUGUUCCGGUGUGGAGGCCUCGCAGUAGGUGCUUUCAAGCAGAAACUGGUGCCCUCGGUGCGGACGGUGUACGUCCGAAGCCCGAGGUUGAGGAACCGUCUCCCAGGCAACUUGUUCCAGCAAUGGCGGUUUCCACUAGAACUCCAGAUGACAAGAGAAAUGGCUAGCUCUGGUCCCUCAGGGGGAAAAAUGGAUAAUUCUGUGUUAGUCCUUAUUGUGGGCUUAUCAGCAAUAGGAGCGGGUGCAUAUGCCUACAAGACUAUAAAAGAUAACCAAAAAAGAUACAAUGAAAGAAUAUCAGGGUUUGGGCUGACACCAGAAGAAAAACAAAGAAGAGCCAAAUCAUCUACUGAAGGAGAACCAGUUUCUCAAGUAAGGCCACCAAGUCAUGUUCCUUUCUUGAUAAUUGGUGGAGGCACUGCUGCUUUUGCUGCAGCCAGAUCCAUCCGGGCUCGGGAUCCUGGAGCCAGGGUAUUAAUUGUAUCUGAAGAUCCUGAAUUGCCAUACAUGCGACCUCCUCUUUCAAAAGAGCUGUGGUUUUCAGAUGAUCCAAAUGUCACAAAAACACUGCGAUUCAGACAAUGGAAUGGAAAAGAAAGAAGCAUAUAUUUCCAGCCACCUUCUUUCUAUGUCUCUGCUCAGGACCUGCCUCACGUUGAGAAUGGUGGUGUGGCUGUCCUCACUGGGAAAAAGGUAGUACAACUUGAUGUGAGAGGCAACAUGGUGAAACUUAAUGAUGGCUGUCAGAUAACCUAUGAAAAGUGCUUGAUUGCAACAGGAGGUACUCCAAGAAAUCUGUCUGCUAUUGAUAGGGCUGGAGCAGAGGUGAAAAGCAGAACGACACUUUUCAGAAAGGUUGGAGACUUUAGAACCUUGGAGAAGAUCUCCCGAGAAGUCAAGUCGAUUACAGUUAUUGGUGGGGGCUUCCUUGGAAGUGAACUGGCCUGUGCUCUUGGCAGAAAGGCUCGAGCCUUGGGAACAGAAGUGAUUCAGCUCUUCCCAGAGAAGGGAAACAUGGGGAAGAUCCUCCCUGAAUAUCUUAGCAACUGGACCAUGGAAAAAGUCAGACAAGAGGGAGUGAAGGUGAUACCCAAUGCAAUUGUGCAAUCAGUUGGAGUUAGUGGUGGCAAGUUACUCAUCAAGCUGAAAGAUGGCAGGAAGGUAGAAACUGACCACAUAGUGGCAGCUGUGGGCCUGGAGCCCAAUGUUGAGUUGGCCAAGACUGGUGGACUGGAAAUAGACUCAGAUUUUGGUGGCUUCCGGGUAAAUGCAGAGCUACAAGCACGCUCUAAUAUCUGGGUGGCAGGGGAUGCUGCCUGCUUCUAUGAUAUAAAGUUGGGUAGGAGGCGAGUGGAACACCAUGAUCACGCUGUUGUGAGCGGAAGACUGGCUGGAGAAAACAUGACUGGAGCUGCUAAGCCAUACUGGCAUCAGUCAAUGUUCUGGAGUGAUUUGGGUCCUGAUGUUGGCUAUGAAGCUAUUGGUCUUGUGGACAGUAGUUUGCCCACUGUCGGUGUUUUUGCAAAAGCAACUGCACAAGAUAACCCAAAAUCUGCCACAGAGAAAUCAGGUACCGGUAUCCGCUCCGAGAGUGAGACAGAAUCCGAAGCUUCCGAAAUCACUAUUCCUGCCAGCACCCCUACAGUUCCACAGGCACCUGCCCAAGGGGAGGACUAUGGCAAAGGCGUCAUCUUCUACCUCAGGGAUAAAGUGGUGGUUGGGAUCGUGCUAUGGAACAUCUUUAACCGAAUGCCAAUUGCAAGGAAGAUCAUUAAGGAUGGUGAGCGACAUGAAGAUCUCAAUGAAGUAGCCAAACUCUUCAACAUUCAUGAAGAUUGAAACCUACAGUGGGACAGAAAAGCACUUCUUUCCUCCCUGGCUGCAUAUUGGAUGGAAACUGGAGCAUUUUUUCUAUUCAACGAACUUUCUCUUUGUUGUAUGAAUGCGAAUGAUUGAGUCUUUAUGCAUUUUUUCAGCCACAUGGGCAAAUUCCUAAUGUUCACAUCACAAAAUAAAAUCUGAUUCUUCUAAA
This is a messenger RNA of Dipodomys spectabilis (banner-tailed kangaroo rat), 2150 nucleotides long. It is a transcript of the gene Aifm1, whose product is annotated as apoptosis inducing factor mitochondria associated 1. Bases 119 to 1957 code for a protein of 612 amino acids. The record is from RefSeq and is a predicted model, not a curated record. The transcript is spliced from 16 exons. Lineage: Eukaryota; Metazoa; Chordata; Mammalia; Rodentia; Heteromyidae. Gene Ontology annotation, cellular component: cytoplasm; mitochondrion. Gene Ontology annotation, molecular function: NAD(P)H oxidase H2O2-forming activity; FAD binding; protein dimerization activity. Gene Ontology annotation, biological process: mitochondrial respiratory chain complex assembly; apoptotic process.